Gopherus flavomarginatus (Mexican gopher tortoise) is the source of this 2192-nucleotide messenger RNA. RefSeq names its product cathepsin C (gene CTSC). Bases 124 to 1509 code for a protein of 461 amino acids. NCBI's taxonomy places the organism in Eukaryota, Metazoa, Chordata, Testudines, Testudinidae. Gene Ontology annotation, cellular component: lysosome. The record is from RefSeq and is a predicted model, not a curated record. Gene Ontology annotation, molecular function: cysteine-type endopeptidase activity. The transcript is spliced from 7 exons.
CGGUAGCGCGUAGAGCUGGGGGAGGGAGGCCGCUGCUGCUGGCGUUGCUGGACUGUCUGCGCUCCGCUCGGUCCAGCUCGGCUCCCCCAGCAGCGGGGCCGUGUGGAGCCGCCGCCCGCAGACAUGGGGCGCUUAGCAUGGUGCCUUUUCCCCGUCCUCCUGCUCUGCCAGCUCCGGGGGUCGCUGGCCGACACCCCGGCCAACUGCAGCUUUGCGGACCUGGAGGGCACCUGGGUCUUCCAGGUGGGGAAGGGGGGCCAGAACCGCCACAUUAACUGCUCCGAGAUGGGACCUGUGGAAAAAAAAGUAGUUGUGACUCUUCAGAAGGUGGCUGUAGCUCAAGAUGAUCUGGGCAAUUUUGGCUUCUUCACCAUAAUUUACAAUCAAGGCUUUGAAGUUGUAAUAAAUGAUUACAAAUGGUUUGCAUUUUUUAAGUACAAAAAGGAAGGACAAAACAUAACCAGUUACUGCCAUGAGACCUUUCCAGGAUGGGUGCAUGAUGUGCUAGGCCAUAAUUGGGCAUGUUUUAUCGGAAAGAAAGUUUCGCCCUCUCCUUCCAGCAUUCAUGUGAACCAGCUCCUUCAUCAUAAACCAAGGGAAAGGUUUUCAAGGAGGCCUUAUGUACACAACUUUGACUUCGUGAAAGCUAUCAAUACUGUUCAGAAAUCCUGGACAGCAACAACAUACAAAGAAUAUGAAAACCUCUCCCUGGAAGAACUAACUAGAAGAGCUGGAGGUCUCAAGUCCAGAGCUCCGAGACCGAAGCCUGCACCGUUAACGCCCGAAUUAGUCAAACGAGCUUCAGGUUUGCCAGAAUCCUGGGACUGGAGGAACAUUAAUGGUGUCAACUAUGUCACUCCUGUAAGAAACCAAGCAUCAUGUGGCAGCUGCUAUGCGUUUGCUUCCAUGGGCAUGUUGGAGGCAAGAAUUCGUAUCCGCACUAACAAUUCUCAGACACCAAUCUUCAGUCCUCAGCAGGUUGUGUCCUGCAGCCAUUAUUCUCAAGGUUGUGAUGGCGGAUUCCCAUACCUCAUUGCUGGGAAAUACGUCCAAGAUUUUGGUGUGGUGGAGGAAGAGUGUUUCCCUUACACAGCCACAGAUUCUCCAUGCACUCCGAAGCGCAACUGUUACCACUACUAUGCCUCUGAGUACCACUACGUUGGAGGGUUUUAUGGAGGCUGCAAUGAAGCCCUGAUGAAGCUUGAACUUGUCCUAUAUGGGCCAAUGGCCGUUGCUUUCGAAGUUUAUAGUGAUUUCAUGCUCUAUAGAGGAGGAAUCUACCAUCACACUGGGCUGCAGGAUGAGUUCAACCCCUUUGAGUUGACCAAUCACGCUGUGUUGCUCGUGGGGUAUGGCAAAGAUCCAGAUACUGGUGAGAAGUUCUGGACAGUAAAAAACAGCUGGGGAAGCACCUGGGGAGAAAAUGGUUACUUCAGAAUCCGCCGGGGCACCGAUGAAUGUGCAAUUGAAAGUAUAGCAGUGUCCGCAACUCCUGUCCCAAAAUUAUAAAGCAAAACUCAUUUGCCCAAGUGCCUCAUUUCUGAGAAGCAAAUUUCUCAGCCGUAGGAAUGUAUUGAUUAUAUUAUGUACUUGGAAAAUUUUACUGCAGUGUUUUAAAGCUUAAAAAUGAGCUUUAAUGAGAUUUUUCAGAAUCAUGUGAGCAGUAUUCACUCUCUACCACUGAGGACACUUAAAAAUUCUGUUCUUUGUUUGUGAUACACAAAGAUACACUUCCUGGCAGUAAAUUCUCUAAGAAUGCAGUUGCUGUUAAAUUAACAAUAAGUGGUGGUUAUUCAUUUUAUAAAGCCCCAAUAUUUUUUUUUUCCCUUGGACAAUCUUAAAACUAGAUCUCAGAGGGAAAUGAUUGUUACAAUCAUCUACAAUUACUUAAAGGGACACUUUUUAAAGUAUUGUGCCUUACACAAUAAAUCAGGGAAUCACUGCCUUUUAAAAUUGAACAUCUUAAGUGUGCAUCAGAGGAUGAUUAUACUGUGACUAAAGGGAAACUUUAAAGCUUUAAGUGUUUGGCAAAUGUGCAAGCAAAAUGUCAGAUGUCAAAUUCUCUGAACUUCAAAGUUCGUUUUACAUAUUGGCCUUUUACUGCAUUUAUGUGGUGUUUUUUUAAGUUCCUGUUUUUAUGGAUGUCAUUUGAAUUCAAUUCCAAGCUGAUCCUCAAUAAAAAUCUGACUCUA